CUUUUUCUUUCGACAUGAGUGAUUUAAAAGAAACAGCUGGUCCAGGACGAAAGAAAACUGUCCGAAAGGGCAUGUUCUCCAAAGACUUACGCUUAUUAAUGUACGGUUUCGGCGACGUUCCUACUCCCGCUUCUGAUUCAAUUGCAGUUAUGGACGAUCUCGUCAUCGAUUAUAUUACUGAAAUGUGCCAAAAGGCCUCUGGCGUCGCAGAUACCAGAGGAAAAGUGCGUGUUGAAGACUUCCAGUUUGUAUUGAGAAACGAUGCAAAAAAAUUAGCUCGUGUUGAAGAGCUAUUGUAUAUGUCUGAAGAUAUCAGAAGAGCGAAACAAUCAUUCGAUCCAAAGGAAAUGGAGGCGGGUGAAGAAGCUUAAUUUGCAGGGUAUCCGUCCCUCUUCCCCACACACUGUAAAUAUAUUAAAUAUCGCGAAUAAAUGGAAUCGAUUUCUUUUUUUUAUUA
Mucor mucedo is the source of this 457-nucleotide messenger RNA. RefSeq names its product transcription initiation factor IID, 18kD subunit-domain-containing protein. Gene Ontology annotation, molecular function: protein heterodimerization activity. The record is from RefSeq and is a predicted model, not a curated record. Gene Ontology annotation, biological process: transcription by RNA polymerase II; RNA polymerase II preinitiation complex assembly. NCBI's taxonomy places the organism in Eukaryota, Fungi, Mucoromycota, Mucoromycetes, Mucorales, Mucoraceae. The coding region runs from base 15 to 371 and encodes 118 amino acids. The transcript has 3 exons. Gene Ontology annotation, cellular component: transcription factor TFIID complex.